Molecule: messenger RNA, 646 nt
Organism: Mytilus trossulus (common blue mussel)
Lineage: Eukaryota; Metazoa; Mollusca; Bivalvia; Mytilida; Mytilidae
Exons: 2
Coding region: 4-633 (209 amino acids)
Source: RefSeq, a predicted model, not a curated record
AUAAUGCCAAGCAUGAUGCCGGCAUCUACGUUUAACGAUGUUUGUGCAAAAUUUGGCAUUAAUGACGGAAAAUGUAAAAGAACUUCCUGGCUUUGUUUUAAAUUUAAAUUUCUUCCACCAUCUUUCUUUAACCAUCUAUCUGCCUGGUUUAUCAGAAAUUACAAGCCCAGCAAAGUAGACAAUGUUACUGCUUUAUAUCGUGGAAUUUGUAUGUUUGACAUUGAUAGAUCUGCUUGUGAAAAGAUUCUGGUUACCAUGUCGACUGAUAGAAUUGCUCUUCAGGUUGUGUCGUUUUCCGCACAAAAGGGAUUUGGAAGUAUGUGUAGCGGUAUAUACAGUAAAGUAAAACAACUUAUUGAGGAAAUAAAAGAGAAGUAUCAGGUGAAAAUAUCUUCUAAACUCCAUUUUAAAUGCAGUGAUGGCGAUUAUUAUAAAGAUACUUUCAAAUAUAAAACUUUGACAAAAAACCAGGAGUGUUUCUGUCCUCAGCAUCAGACAGCACAUCGAUCUGAACAGAUAUACUCGCCUUGGAUGGAUACUGAGGUUAAAGAGAUUCCCGACAGAGCGAAAAUUAACACUACACAGGAUGACCAAAAUCUAGGUAGUAUGAGUAUUUACAUAUUCUCCGUUUGAACCUUUAUAUUAU